AUGACAGCAAAAACAUCUCACAAAUGGGCUGAUGUGCUCAUAAAUCAAGAUUUCGACGAAUUCACCAAUGAUUCUCGUGGUGGAAAGCGAGGUGACAGCUUCUUCGAUCUCUUUCCGGAUCUGGAAUUGGAAGCCCGUCAAUUCGUGUUCGAGCAGUGCUCCAAGAAAGAAGCCUCGUUCACUGUGAGCCAUCUUCGCUUAAUAAUGCUGCUUAUUACAAUCGAACAGGUUUAAAGAAAAGUCAGUAUGAUUAGAAAUAGACGGCAUGAUUCUAGGGCGCAAAUGCUUCUCUUUAUUCAAGGUGAUUUUAACAAUUUACUAUCCAAACUUCCAGGUCUUCGAAACUCUAAGAUUCGCUCCGUUCGUACUGCUUUGGCUCUUUUUUUAUGCAAGUUGAGAUUAGGGAUCAGCCA
Messenger RNA from Didymodactylos carnosus, 413 nucleotides. The record is from the annotation of a GenBank genome assembly. NCBI's taxonomy places the organism in Eukaryota, Metazoa, Rotifera, Eurotatoria, Philodinida, Philodinidae.